AUGCCACAUUUUUUAGAGUAUGAACGAACCAUUUUAGAGGAAAUUAAUGAAAAAUCAACAGUAGUAGUCUGUGCACGUGGCAUUUCAACAGAUAACGUAGUUGGCGAGUUGCUGAAUAUGUACGCAGAUGACUUCUCGCUCUGUCUGGUUCUUAAUUGUGAUAGAACUGAAAUAAACCACUUUAAAAACACAGUAUUGUCAAAAAAGAAGUUUUAUGACAUCACAAGGACGCAGAUACAUCGUAGAAAGAAGGAAUAUAAAGGUGGAGGUGUGUUCUUUGGGACAGCACGCUGCUUCUUGACUGAUUUUGUCAACAAAAACAUUCAGGUAGACAAAAUUAGUACAAUUUUCAUUAUGAAUGCUCAUAAAGUACGGGAACAUUCAUCCAUUGCGUUUAUACUACACAUAUUCAGAGAAUAUAACGCAUUGCAUCUUGUAAAAGCAUUUGUAACAUCUCCCUUGCAACUAACGCAGUCCAUUUCUGAUUUGUGUUACACGCUGCAAUGCCAAACUGUCAAGUUCUUGCCCAGGUUCAAAGAGUGUUUUAAUGAAUUCAAAGAGUUCAAUUUUGAACACAUUGGACUAAAUCAGAGUACACAACUACAUAGGAUUGCUGAUUUAAUCACAGACAUGAUUGAUAUACUCCUUCAGAUUGAAUUCAAAUCAUUACCACGAGACCUGAUACCAAAUUAUAAGGAUGCUGUCAUCUGUUUGAAAUAUAGAGACAACAGCGACAUCAGAAACUUCAUUUGCUUGCUCAAUUUAUUGUAUAACGUAGAUCCACUGACAUUGUACAUUUUCUAUGGCAAGAUGCUUUAUGCACAAAAUGAUUUGGGCGAAAAAGGAAGCUGGGGAUUCUCAGAAGUAGCCCACGAAAUAUUCGAAGAAAUCACAAAUUAUGCAGAAAAUGAAUUCAUUGACUUGAAGGACGUUAAAUUCAACACGGAAGUGGAUGAGGGUACAUACACCUGUUCUAGCACUAAUGAAGGCGAAUCAGAUAGAGAACAUAUUCAGAUUGAAGAUUAUUUAAGUGUUGUGGAGACACAAUUCGACAAGAACAAUAAAUUGGAGACACUCAGAAGAUUGGUACAAGAAAAUAGAGAAAAAAGGAUACUGAUUCUGGUACAGAAUAAGAUAGUUGAAAAGGUAGUGAGAACUGUAGUACGAGAUGCUGUAAUUGAGACACAUGGAAUGCUGAAAUAUCUUGAAUUCAACUACGACGUGGUCGUAAUGCUCAAUUUGAAUCUAUGCUCAUUCAGGUUACUUGAAUACAAAUUCACAACUGGAAAUGAAUUUGAGUUAUUUGUGCUGUGCUACAACAAUUCAGUGGAAGAGGAAUUCUACUUUGAGGAGACUGAACGAGAAAGAGAGCAGUUUGAGAAGAUGAUGGCUGAACGAAUCACAGUGCCAAUAAAACAGGAAAUUGAAUAUUUUGAUAUGGAGGAUAAUAAUGAGAAUGGGUUUGUGAUAGUUGUUGAUGUAAGAGAAACACGUUCUAAAUUGCCAUUCUAUUUGCACAAAACACGAAAUAAGAUCGAGAUUAAAACACUUCCCAUUGGAGACUAUGAAAUGAAUGUUGGGGAUGAUCAGAUCAUAAUUGAACGAAAGAGCGUAACCGAUUUCAAAAAUAGCAUCAAUUCAAAUAGAUUGUACCAUCAGGGACAUCGAAUGUGCAAUGCGUACAAAUAUCCAUUCUUAUUACUUGAAUUUGAUUCAGGUAUGCCAACAUUCUAUGGUUAUGAAAAUGAUAACGUGUAUGGUAGAACAAUGUAG
This is a messenger RNA of Enterospora canceri, 1773 nucleotides long. NCBI's taxonomy places the organism in Eukaryota, Fungi, Microsporidia, Enterocytozoonidae. The record is from the annotation of a GenBank genome assembly.